Molecule: messenger RNA, 2181 nt
Organism: Olea europaea var. sylvestris
Lineage: Eukaryota; Viridiplantae; Streptophyta; Magnoliopsida; Lamiales; Oleaceae
Exons: 5
Coding region: 148-2181 (677 amino acids)
Molecular function (GO): zinc ion binding; nucleic acid binding
Source: RefSeq, a predicted model, not a curated record
CAACAAUUGAGAUCUCAACCAAAAGAGCCCAAAUUUCAGAAUUUCACGUCACAACCCUAUUUUGGCCGCCGGAGAAGGAGAAAAGAGAAGAUUUGGGACUCAAUUUCGUGAAAUUAACACAAUCGCAGAGAAGAAGACAAUCUAGGAAUGGUGUACGUGCACGUAUGUUUGCUAUAUGGAUCUCAGUCAGCGUUGGCAUUGGUAGACCGUGGUUGCGGAUACGUAAACCUUGUUGACACAAUCAUGUCAGAGUUCAGCUUGGAUCCUACAAAGGUGGCAAUGUCACUGAAGUAUGUCCUGAAUGACAAUUUGCCUCCAGUCAGGAUAAAAAAUGACGGUAACGUCUUCUCGUACAUUCUGUUGAAAGAAUGCGAUCGCGAACCUGCUAAAUACCCAUUAGUCAUCGAUGUUACCGAUGCAGCAAUAGAGAAGCCAUCUAACACGGCUCCAUAUACUGCUUACCAUAGCAGCGAGCUUCAUACAUUGCAGGAUAUGGCAGCUGAAAUAUGCAAAGCAUCGAGUGAACAUGUAGGUCACAUUUACGACAACGAGGUCACAGUUGUUUCAGUAGCAGAAGCUGGGGAGGUCGAAGAAGGAAGGGUUUUCCGUGAUAAGGAGAUUUUAAAAUUGAGCCUAUCCUUGUUUGCCAUAAGGAAUAUGUUUGAGUUCAUGGUUGAGCGGUCAGACAAGAAAGAAUAUGUUGUGAGGUGUUCACAGGAAGGAUGUAGUUGGAUAUGCAGAUCAUCGAAAUGGGACAAAACGAAUCUAUUUAAGAUUCGAAAGAUUGGUAGUCACACAUGUGCAUCAAAUGUAGUGUUGGGGUCACAUAGACAAGUCACAACUGCAGUUGUUUCAUCUAGAAUCAAGUAUAAGUACACUUCGUCCAGCACCAUAUACACACCAAAGGAAAUAUGCAAUGAAAUGUUACAUACUUUUGGAGUUUAUUUGAACUAUACGAAAGCUUGGAGAUGCCGUGAACAAACCUUAAAGAUGAUUAGGGGUGAUCCAACCGAAUCAUUCAGUAGGAUACCAAGUUUCUUUUACAUGCUCCAACAAAAGAAUCCAGGUACGGUCACAUAUCUAGAAAUUGAUAGUCACAACAGGUUCAAGUAUUGUUUUAUGGCACUCGGUGCUUCAAUACGUGGGUGGCCACAUUGUAGGCCUGUAAUUGUAGUCGACGGUACAUACUUAACUGGUCAUUACGGGGGCACACUCUUCACAGCAUGUACACAGGACGCAAACAAUAGCAUAUUUGUUCUUACUUUUGGCGUUGGGGAUAAUGAGAACGAUAACUCUUGGAGAUGGUUUUUAGAAAAACUGAAAGAGGCUUAUGGAUAUAGAGAAGGACUAUGUUUUGUAUCAGACCGUCAUGGCAGUAUAAAGAAAGCAAUAGAACAUGUGUAUUCAGGAGCCUGUCAUUGUAUUUGCUCGUAUCAUUUGCUACAGAACCUGAAACAUUAUUAUGGAAAAUCAGGAGAAAAUAUUACACAAGCUUUCAACUCGGCUGUCCGCACUUACACAUUGGAGGAAUUUGAAUACAACAUGCAUCGACUACACACAAUGAAUGAGAAUAUUACUGGAUACCUGGCUGAAGUCGGCCCUGAAAAGUGGUCGAGAAUUCAUAUACCAGUGAACAGAUUUUCCACAAUGACAUCAAACAUUGUAGAAUUAGUUAAUGCAGUCACAAAGGCAGCUAAGAAUUACCCCCAUUGUGUCGUUGCUAGAGUCUUUACGACAAACAGUGCAAACUUGGUUCUCAAUGACAGGUCCACCUUUGUUGUUGAUAUUGAGGAACGUACAUGCACGUGUCGGAUGAUGCAAGUCGAUCUGAUGCCCUGUCCACAUGCAUUGGCUGUAAUUGCGCAUACAAAAAGGGAUCCAUAUGCUUACUGUUCAUACUAUUACACAAAUGAUGCAUUUUUAAAAGCUUAUGAACAUUCAGUAUAUCCUAUUGGAAACCCAGACGAAUGGACAGUUCCUAACGAAGUACAAAACCAAAUUGUGUUACCUCCUGACCAAAAACGAAGUUGUGGAAGACCUACAGAGAAAAGGAAGAGAUCAUCUAGGGAAGGCAAACCGAAAGUAAGGUGUGGACGGUGUGGUGAACAUGGACACAACCGCAGGAGAUGCUCAAAUUUUCUUCCAUUGAACAAGAGCGUCCGACAGAGUAACAACGUUUGA